AUGGCUAACAUGUUUGCCAAAGAGGCUAUAAGGACUCGGGCUUAUGAAAAAGGCUUUUUUGACGGUCGAAAAAUCGACAUUGAAAAUACUAAGGAAAAAUUGGCAGAAGACGACUGUCAUAAGUGGAUUUUAUUGGACCUGUUUUCUUAUUCAUCAGGAGUCAGUGGAUUAAUAUGUUUGGAGUCUGACAAUGAGUCUGAAAAUAGUUCCGGGAAGGGAAAUUGGAAGCAUGAUGAGACAUUGGGUAUUGCUUUUGAUGUGGUAAACAAUUCAGAAUUUAGCUCCAGACUCAUUGGAUCUGCAUUUUCUCUUGGUACGGAAGAAGGAUUACCAGGGCAUGAGAAUUUAACACAAAUGUCUGGGGAGAGUUCUUUGCAUCUAAUGUCUUCUAAAGAUGUUAUCCCCCAGGUAAAUGAUAUUCUUGAUGAAGAAAUUGAUAGACUGGAGUCAACGGGGAAUCUUUUGAGACAGAAUAGUAGAAGUAAGGUCAGUGCAGAUAUGGAAAAAAAUGUGGAUGGAGGAAACGGAAAAAAGAGGAUGACAAAGGAAGAAAAAAUUCGCUUAAAGGAAGAAAAGAAACAACUGAGAGAACAAGAGAAGUUGCAAAAAGCAGCUAUGAAAGCUGAGGCUGCAGAGCUGAAAAAAUUACAAAAAGAAAAGCAAAAGUGGGAGAAGGGGAAGUUUGCUUUAAAAUCUGUUGUGGCUGAAAUUGAUACUAAAGUAGUUGAACUGGGGUCGGUUGGAGGACACCUACUUACAAGGUUUGCGGAGAAAGGUCUUACAUUCCGGAUAACACCAAAUCCAAUUGAAAGAUCUAUAUUGUGGAAUAUGUCUGUUCCUGAAGAAAUUUCACAGGUAAUCUGUGCUUGAGGAUGUGCAAACAUAUGUGGAAGAUCUGCCAUCUUUAAGCAUCUCUUUUCUUAUAUGCUUCAUGCAGUUUUUAUCAUAAUCCGCUUUUGCACUGAGCAACAUAUUAUCUUUGUGACUUUUCUCAAAGUGGUACACUCAACUCAAUCAUUAAUCCAGGGUUGAAUUAAGAUGCACUUUCAUCCUAACAGAGCACUGGAAAAGGUCAAGUUAUAUGCAUUUUAUAGAGAACAUGUCCUCUCUCAAGUUUGAAGGUUUAUGAAGGAGGGAAGUGUAGACGCCCCAUUUUGACCGGCCUUAAGAUUUUGGUGCUUUCUUCUGAACACCCAAUGAUGAAAAUUGGAAUGUGCUAGCUUAUGAAUUUCUCAGUAGAAAAAUCGAAUUUAACCUUUAAUCCCAACUUUCACCUGUUUUGGCAAAUUGUUUUAGACCGUGUUUGUACAUAUUUUGGGUGUUUUUUCUGAACUGUUUAACGCUUUCGGGUAACCCCCGGGCACUUGACAGAAGGUUCUUUAUGGUAUUAUUAAGUAUUAAAUAUAAUCAAUGACUGGGCUUUUGCUGGU
This is a messenger RNA of Camellia sinensis, 1430 nucleotides long. The record is from RefSeq and is a predicted model, not a curated record. Lineage: Eukaryota; Viridiplantae; Streptophyta; Magnoliopsida; Ericales; Theaceae.